Mesorhabditis spiculigera is the source of this 1140-nucleotide messenger RNA. The record is from the annotation of a GenBank genome assembly. Lineage: Eukaryota; Metazoa; Nematoda; Chromadorea; Rhabditida; Rhabditidae.
AUGGUAUCUGGAGCUGGCGAAAUAUACAAAGAAAUUCGGCAAAUUCUGGGGAUCUCCCCGAUCGUCAACGAUUCCGCUCGACACCUCGUUGCACACAUCGGAAAACACGUUGAUAAGGACCCUAUCAACAUUCACUUGUACUACCAAGAAUACACCAUGGACGUGAUCGCCAGAAUCGCCAUGGGCGUGAAGGGCAGCCAGCAGUGGAACAGUCAAUAUCCCGAGAUAUUGAGAGGGUUGUUCGACCGCAACAUGAAAGAGCCGUUCUACCUGAUGCUGACCGUGGCUCCGUUCUUGAAACCGAUCCUGCAACCCAUUUUCUUGCGCCUCGCCACAAUCCUGAAGCUCCCGAUCGGCAGGCUGUACGCGCAGAUUGAAAUUGCCGUCGCCGAACGGAAAAAGGCUAGGGCUGCCGGCAACAUCACCAACGACGACUUUAUCGAUAUGUUUUUGAGCGCAGAAGCCACAAUUGAUCACUCGCAGGAGGGGUCUUUUGAUCGCCGCGAUCCUACCAUAGCUAAAAAGUUGACGACGGAAGAGGUAAUCGCUCAAUGCUUCGUCUUCCUCCUCGCUGGCUUCGACACUACGGCCAACACCCUGGCUUACGUCUCGCAUUUCUUGGCGUUAAAUAAGGAUAUUCAAGAUCGAUUACGCGAGGAAAUCGAUCACGUUUGUACCACCGAGGAAGUAUCCAACGAGCAACUAGCCGAACUAAAGUUUAUGGAUUGCGUGACGAAAGAAGGGCUACGCCUCCAUCCUCUGGCCACUGUCGCUGUCGCCAGAGUGGCGGAAGAGGAAUGUGAAAUCGCGGGGAUUUCGAUUGACAAGGGCACGAUGGUCCAGAUUGACGCCUACACUCUGCAGCGAAGCAAAGAAAUCUGGGGCGCCGACGCGGAGGAGUUCGUGCCAGAUCGGUGGAUGAACCCAACCAGGGAGCAACAGAUGGCCUACCUCCCGUUUGGAGGCGGACCUCGCGUUUGUGUAGGCAGCCGACUGGCCUACACCGAGGAGAAGAUGGCCCUAGUGCAAUUGCUAAGGAAAUACGAGUUGCAUCCGGUACCGAAUCCAAAGGAAAUGGAGCUCCGCGGUCCGAUCACAAUCUCGCCAGUUUCCGUCGAUGUUCUGAUCCGGAAACGAGCC